AUGACGAGGACUGAGGGCCUGUAUGUACUGGGAUAUGGAUCUUUAAUUUAUAAGCCGCCGCCGCACUACACACACAGGAUCUUAGCGAUAAUUCACGGUUUUGUGCGCAGGUUUUGGCAGAGCUCAACAGAUCAUAGAGGAGUACCAGCGCUGCCAGGCAGAGUUGCAACGUUGGUAUCCUAUGAGGAUAUAGUAAGAACUCCUGCGUUUAUGCGUGAUCUGCAAUUGCAUGACAAGAUCAGCGAUAUUCAGGGUCCUGAUGAUCUAACUACAAUCGGAGUAGUGUAUUACAUUCCGCCGGAACAUGCAGAUGAAGUAAGAAGGUAUCUUGACGUAAGGGAGCAGGGUGGGUAUACGCAGCAUGAAGUGAAUGUUCAUCUCGAGACGUCUCCUGAUCAGGAGGGCGAAUUAGAACAUUUGUUGCAAGAGUUACCAUCACACCCAAAGUCCGCCAGAAAGAUUCUGCAAACUACUGUAUACAUUGGAACGAUUGAUAAUGUUUCUUUUGUCGGUCAAGAAGACAUAAAAUCCACAGCACGAACAAUAUCUAAGGCCAAGGGACCUAGUGGCACAAACUAUGCGUAUUUGAAGAUGCUGCACAAUGCCCUGGAACAGAUGCCAAUAUUUCACAACAAUACCCGUGUAAAUGAUCUUUACCUGGAGAGCCUAUUAAGACAGGUCGAAUCUCUAGAACAGGAGGAGUCAUGUUGA
Messenger RNA from Zygotorulaspora mrakii, 711 nucleotides. RefSeq names its product gamma-glutamylcyclotransferase (gene GCG1). Bases 1 to 711 code for a protein of 236 amino acids. Gene Ontology annotation, molecular function: glutathione specific gamma-glutamylcyclotransferase activity; gamma-glutamylcyclotransferase activity. Gene Ontology annotation, biological process: glutathione catabolic process. Gene Ontology annotation, cellular component: cytoplasm. The record is from RefSeq and is a predicted model, not a curated record. Lineage: Eukaryota; Fungi; Ascomycota; Saccharomycetes; Saccharomycetales; Saccharomycetaceae. The transcript has a single exon.